UCCGCCGUACCUGACUUGGCUCCCAGGUCGUGGGCCACUCUAUGGCGCGCGUCACUCGAAUACGCCAACGUAUUCCCAAUUCUCUAAGUGGUUCUCUCUUCUGUCUGCUUUUCGUACCCGGCUUGGCUGAUUGUCGGUGUGCAGACUGGCUGCCCGCGGCCAGGCCAGGACGCCAGGUACUACCAGGCAGGGCGCUCAUCGGGCUCGUUUCUUCUUCUCGCCUUCUUCGUCCGAUCAUCAACUGGACACAUUGAAACUCACCCCCGUGUCCACAUCGUGGAUCCGAGGCAGGGUCAAGGGCGCUAAACCUUGUCCCAUCAGCGGGUACCUGGGCCAGACCAGGC
Messenger RNA from Colletotrichum phormii, 344 nucleotides. RefSeq lists its product as uncharacterized. The record is from RefSeq and is a predicted model, not a curated record. The transcript has a single exon. Lineage: Eukaryota; Fungi; Ascomycota; Sordariomycetes; Glomerellales; Glomerellaceae. Bases 42 to 254 code for a protein of 70 amino acids.